Trifolium pratense (red clover) is the source of this 758-nucleotide messenger RNA. Its product is annotated as transcription repressor OFP6-like. The record is from RefSeq and is a predicted model, not a curated record. Gene Ontology annotation, biological process: negative regulation of DNA-templated transcription. The coding region runs from base 129 to 632 and encodes 167 amino acids. Lineage: Eukaryota; Viridiplantae; Streptophyta; Magnoliopsida; Fabales; Fabaceae. The transcript has a single exon.
UAACCUUUUCCUCCUUCUCUCAUAUUCUCAAUUAGAAAAAGAAUCUUACUAUUUCACCAACAUCAACAAUAAACAUAGCCAAAACCAUAUUCAUAUUUAUUUUUAUAACCAAAGCCAUAUUCCUUAAUAUGUCUUUCAACUUCAACAAGAAAACCCUAAUGAAAAAUCUUUUCUCAUCUAACAAAAGUUUUGGUUGCAUUAAAUCAAAACCCUCUAAUGUCAUUCAACCCACUCAAAAACCAAAAAUCUCCAUUUACCAAAAUAAAAACCCUAAACGGAUCACUUCCUCCACCACCACUUCCUGCGACGGCAACGCCGGCGAUGAAGAUUAUACAUCCACUCCCAUCUCGUACAAUGACGGCAACAUCAACGACAAAAACAAUUAUAGUAUUUUAAAACCUGGAACUAAACUCGUCGAUAGCAUUGCCGUUGAGAAGGAGUCGGACGAGCCGUACGAAGAUUUUCGAAAGUCGAUACUUGAAAUGAUAAUGGAGAGAGAUAUUUACUCUGAAAAAGAUCUACAAGAACUUCUUGAAUGUUUUCUUCAGCUUAAUGCAAAGUGUCACCACCAUGUCAUUGUUGAAGCUUUCAUGGAGAUUUGUGAAAAAAUAUUCCCAAAGAAGAUUUGUUGAAGCUUAAUGCACUGAAGUCACGCAUAUAGAAAGAUACUCCACGAGAAAUUUGAGGUUUAAAUUGAUUUCUUUUUCAUGAACAAAUUGAUCUUAUUAUUUAGUUAUAGUUAUUUCAUAUAGUUAAUU